Molecule: messenger RNA, 1005 nt
Organism: Paramisgurnus dabryanus
Lineage: Eukaryota; Metazoa; Chordata; Actinopteri; Cypriniformes; Cobitidae
Source: RefSeq, a predicted model, not a curated record
AUGGAUGCGCGACGCAGUGUGUUGGAGACACUCAAUGAUAAGGAGUUGCUACAAAGAUACCGACUUAACCGUGAGGGAAUAAUGGUUGUUGUGGAUCUUGUGAGGGAUGCAAUAACAGCGCCAACUAAUCGCAACAAUCCAAUCAGUGCUGAAUUGAAAUGUUUGAUAACACUUCGCUACCUAGCAACGGGGAAAAUGCAGUUGUGUAAUGCCGACGAUCUAGCAAUAUCCCAGCCAUCGGUAAGCAGAGCCAUCGACCAAACCAUCAAUGCACUCUGUAGACCCUGUAUUAUUCGUCAGUUCAUACGUUUUCCUAUAGACAUUCGGCAACUACAAAGGAUCAAAGCCAGCUUUAUGGAUAUUGCCGGUGUGCCUGGAGUUGUCGGUGCUAUAGAUGGGACACAUAUAAAAAUAAUUGCACCCCGUCAGGAUGAGGACGUGUUUGUAAACCGAAAAAAAACCCACUCCAUCAAUACCCAGAUUGUGUUUGAUGCAAACUUCACAAUUCUCGAUGUUGUUGCAAAGUGGCCCGGAUCAACUCAUGACUCGAGGAUAUUGAUGGAGAGUGGACUGAGGCAACUGUUUGAGAGACGUCAUGUGCCAGCUGGAUGUCACUUGGUGGGGGACAGUGGCUAUCCCUGCAAGUCGUGGCUCCUUACACCUUACCUCCGUCCACAAGUGGGACCACAGUUAAAUUACAAUAGAGCACACAAGCAGACACGCAGUGUGGUGGAAAGGGGGAUUGGACAGCUAAAGCGACGUUUCCACGUUUUACAUAGUGAAAUCCGCCUUAGUCCAGAGAAGACGUGUAAAGUGAUCACUGUGUGUGCGCUUCUUCACAACCUGUGCCGACAAAGGAACAUACCACAGGCAGGAGAUGAGUGUGAUGAGUUUGAUGAUGAUGAUGAUGAUGAUGAUGACGACAAUGAACACCAAUUUGUUGAUGAAGUGGAACAAUGUGGACUGGCAUUCAGGGAUCACUUUGUCCAUACACACUUUGGGUAA